This is a messenger RNA of Telopea speciosissima, 1106 nucleotides long. RefSeq names its product 6,7-dimethyl-8-ribityllumazine synthase, chloroplastic. Gene Ontology annotation, molecular function: 6,7-dimethyl-8-ribityllumazine synthase activity. Gene Ontology annotation, biological process: riboflavin biosynthetic process. NCBI's taxonomy places the organism in Eukaryota, Viridiplantae, Streptophyta, Magnoliopsida, Proteales, Proteaceae. The coding region runs from base 78 to 737 and encodes 219 amino acids. The transcript is spliced from 8 exons. The record is from RefSeq and is a predicted model, not a curated record. Gene Ontology annotation, cellular component: riboflavin synthase complex; intracellular anatomical structure.
UCCCAUCACUCAUCUGUGACUUUCCAUUUUCUGCCGCUGCAACUCUAGAGAGAGAGAGAGUGUGAGUAGCUGAAGGUAUGGCUUUGUCCUUUGGUUCUUCUGUUGUUCACCGUCACUCUGUGUCUGCUUCGAGAUUUGCUCCAGUGGUUCCAUCUCUUUCUGGAAGCAAUGGAAGAACACUCAUUUCGUUUUCCUCUUCAGUUCGAGGUUCUCCAUCCAGUUUAGCACUUGAGAGGAAGGGUUCUUCGUUCGCACAGACAGCAGCAGUCCGACAUUUAAUUGGAUACUUGACCAGAACCGAGGGUCUUCGCUUUGCUGUGGUUAUAGCACGGUUUAACGAGGUUGUGACAAAACUACUGCUGGAGGGAGCUUUGGAGACUUUCAAGAGAUAUUCAGUUAGAGAAGAAGACAUUGAUGUUGUAUGGGUUCCUGGUAGCUUUGAAAUUCCUGUUGUAGCAACAAAGCUUGGGAAGUCAGGAAAAUAUCAAGCUGUUUUGUGUAUUGGAGCUGUGGUAAGAGGUGAUACCACCCAUUAUGAUGCUGUUGCUAAUUCAGCUGCAUCUGGAGUACUUUCAGCAGGUUUAAAUUCAGGUGUUCCUUGCAUAUUUGGUGUUCUGACAUGCGAUGACAUGGAUCAGGCUAUAAAUCGGGCAGGUGGUAAAUCCGGAAACAAAGGUGCCGAGGCUGCUUUGACCGCUAUUGAAAUGGCAUCGUUGUUUGUACACCAUCUGGAGUGAUUAAUGAAACUAUUCUCAUAAUCUCCUUGCCCAAUAAUUAGAACCAGGUUCUGGUUGAAGAUGCAGAAACAUUAUCUAUGCACAGGACAACAUGCUCGUGCAAAUUGGAGCCACAACUGGAAAAAGGGCUUUUUGAUAGUUUGCUCUGAAACGUCAUUUUUGCCUGAACAAAUUCUUCGAGAGAUAAUUGAUGCUUGCAACAGCUUCCCCUUUCUGUAAUUUUAUGUUCCCUUUCAGCUCCAUUACUUUUUUUGACGCCUUACGUUUUGCUCCAGUUAUUGAUAAUUUAUAGACCAAGCUUGUUAAGAUUGGGGCCUCUAUAAAUUGGUGAUGAUCUAAUAGUUGGUACUUGUCUAGAAUGAGACUAGU